Messenger RNA from Cygnus olor (mute swan), 10655 nucleotides. It is a transcript of the gene NBEAL1, whose product is annotated as neurobeachin like 1. NCBI's taxonomy places the organism in Eukaryota, Metazoa, Chordata, Aves, Anseriformes, Anatidae. Gene Ontology annotation, biological process: intracellular protein localization. The coding region runs from base 493 to 8649 and encodes 2718 amino acids. Gene Ontology annotation, cellular component: cytosol; membrane. The transcript has 55 exons. Gene Ontology annotation, molecular function: protein kinase binding. The record is from RefSeq and is a predicted model, not a curated record.
GGGAGGCGGCGGCGAAGCGCGGCGCUGGGCUUCUCCCGCGGGGAACGGGAAAGGCCGCGGCCGGCGGCGGUGUUCGGGCAGCCGCCGUCUCGACUUGCCGGGCUCCGGGUCCGGCUGUGGAGCCCGGGGCUGUGGCUGCCGGGCCGGGGCCGUGGCGUGCCCCGUGGCGGGCGGGCGAUCCGCGGUGCCGCCACCUUGCCUCCCCUCAACCCCCCUCAGCUCGCUCCUUCCGAAAAGGAGAAGAGAUUACGCCCGAAGUGCCCCUGGCGAAGAACGGACAUGCUUGACUGUUGUCUUCAGUCGCUUGUGUUGUGCUACGUUGUUUACCCAAAAAGGAGAGGCUGAGACCCUGUUAUUUUAAUCCUUGACUUCUUCUUUGGUUAUGAUAUAACUAAUAAUAAACCAAAAACUGCGGAAAGAACACUUGAGAACGGAGCAUGGUAGGAUCUUGAACAGAAGUCGCUGGUGUCAGGCAAAAGAGGAAGGGAAGGAAUGGCAUCCCGAGAGAGGCUGUAUGAGCUUUGGAUGCUUUACUGUAAUAAGAAAGAUCCAGAUUACCUGAAACUUUGGUUGGAUAGUUUUGUUUCUAGCUAUGAACAGUUUCUGGAUGUGGACUUUGAGAAACUGCCAACUAGGGUGGAUGACAUCCCUCCAGGAAUAUCACUGCUUCCUGACAAUAUUCUUCAGGUCCUUAGACUCCAGCUGCUGCAGUGUGUCCAGAAAAUGUCAGAUGGACUAGAAGAGCAGCAGCAGGCCCUGUCACUUUUGCUUGUGAAAUUCUUUAUCAUCCUUUGCAGAAAUUUGGCUAACGUGGAAGAGAUUGGAAUGUGUUCAUACAUUAACCAUGUUAUCACCAUGACUACAUUAUACAUUCAACAGUUAAAAAGCAAAACAAAAGAGAAAGAAAUGGCAGAUCAGACCCCAAUAGAAGAAUUCGUGAGACAUGCACUGGCUUUUUGUGAAAGUCUCUACGAUCCAUAUCGAAACUGGAGGCAGCGAGUUGCAGGACGUAUCCUAAGUACAGUUGAAAAGAGCAGACAGAAGUAUAAACCGGCUUCUCUCACGGUUGAGUUUGUCCCUUUCUUUUAUCAAUGCUUUCAAGAAAGUGAACAUCUCAAGGAAAGCCUGAAAUGUUGCCUGCUACAUCUCUUUGGAGCUAUUGUGGCUGGUGGUCAGAGGAAUGCUCUUCAAGCAGUAUCUCCCGCUACCAUGGAAGUCUUGAUGCGUGUUUUAGCAGACUGCGACAACUGGGAUGACGGGAGUCCUGAGGAAGUGAGCAGAAAGGCAGAGCUUACUCUGAAGUGCCUGACAGAAGUUGUCCAUAUCCUUCUUACCAGCAGUUCUGACCAGCGGCAAGUGGAGACCAGUACAAUAUUGGAGAACUAUUUCAAGCUGCUUAAUUCAGACCAUUCAGCUUUACCUAAUUCAAGGCGAUGUAGGCAGUGGGAGAGCAGGUUCAUAGCUCUACAGAUCCAAAUGCUGAAUACCAUCACAGCCAUGUUAGACUGCACAGAUAGGCCUGUUCUGCAGGCAAUUUUCCUUAACAGUAACUGCUUUGAGCAUCUCAUUCGACUGUUGCAGAACUGCAAGGUGUUUCAGGGACACCUAGACUGCUUGGCGGUAUCAACCAUUCAAGCCCUCACAGCAGUAAUGCUCAAGUCUCCAGCUGCUAAGGAGGUCUUCAAGGAGAGAAUUGGUUAUGCACAUAUAUAUGAGGUACUAAAAUCGCUGGGUCAACCCUCACGGGAAUUACUAGAAGAACUCAUGAAUAUGGCUGUUGAAGGUGACCACAUGGCUGUUGGGAUAUUAGGCAUUAGUAAUGUCCAGCCAUUAUUGCUGCUUAUCCAGUGGCUUCCAGAGCUAGAGUCACAUGACCUGCAGAUUUUCAUCUCAAAUUGGUUGAGGCAGAUCUGCUGUAUUAACAGACAGAGUCGUGCCACAUGUGUCAAUGCAAACAUGGUCAUCCGUAUCAUUGAGACAUUAAAUUCCCAUUCUGCACUCCACUGUACUUGUGCAGAGAACCUGAUUGCCCUUCUGGGCUCUUUGGGGAGCCAGUCAAUGGGAUCAGAAGAAUUGCUUCAGCUAAUACGGCUCCUGAGGACUGAGGAAGCAAGGCGGGCUCACCCUUAUGUUGUUCCAGUGAUGCGAGCCAUUCUGGCAAUGGCCCGGAAGCAAGGCAUGGCAAGUGCCUUGCAGUAUUUCAACUUGUAUCACAGUAUGGCAGGAAUUGCAGUUCCAUCAAUUCAGAAGUGGCCGGGAUCUGCGUUUUCUUUCAGUGCUUGGCUCUGCCUUGACCAGGACCAGGUGGACCCUAGCACAACUAGCAAAAACGGCAAGCGGAAGCAACUCUAUAGCUUUUUUACGGGAAGUGGUAUGGGUUUUGAAGCCUUUAUUACGUGCUCUGGGGUAUUGGUGGUUGCAGUUUGCACAAAGAGGGAAUAUACGACAGUGAUGCUUCCAGACCACUGUUUUUUUGACUCACUCUGGCACAACAUAACUAUUGUUCACAUGCCUGGAAAGAGGCCCUUUGGUCAGAGCCUUGUAUACAUCUAUGUCAAUGGACAGCAGAAGAUCUCUGCUCCACUUCGAUUCCCUGCCAUGAAUGAGCCUUUUACUACUUGCUGCAUUGGUUCAGCUGGCCAAAGAACAACAACUCCUCCUCCAUCUCAGAUACCAGACCCACCUUUUUCCUCCCCUAUCAUGCCCCAUCGUACGUCACUUGGGGGCAUUCUGUCUCCAGGAAGUUGGGGUGGAAUGCUUGCAAAACCGGAGCUCAUCACCAAGAUGAUCUCAGCAGGGACUCAGGAUAGUGAAUGGGGAUGUCCAACAUCUUUGGAGGGACACCUUGGAUCAGUUAUCAUCUUUCAUGAAGCACUGCAACCCCCUCAGGUGAAAGCAUUGUAUUUAGCAGGUCCAAACUGCUUAACUCCAUGGAAAUCUCAAGAGUCUGAAGUAGCAGACCUCCCCAGUAAGGUGUUGCUUCAUUACACACCAAAGGCGUGCAGAAAUCCAAUUUGUCUUGACCUGUCUGCUAAUCUCUUACAUGGAAGACUAACUGGAAACAAAGUAGUGAACUGGGACAUCAAGGAUAUGAUCAACUGCAUUGGUGGAAUAAAUGUGCUGUUUCCAUUGCUGGAGCAGAUCAGUUUCCUUGGUGGACAAGUGCCCGAGAAGUCUGAAGGGGAAACUCUACCAGCUCCAGAAGUAGUGACUCCUGUAGAGGGCGACUGGGUGGUAUUGGCAUCCACAAAGGCAUCAGAAGCACGGCUGGAGAAGAAUGUUGUUGCAACUUUCAUAUUGGUGAUAAAACACUUUAUUCAGAGGCAUCAUGUUAAUCAAGAAAAUAUGAUUCACUCCCAUGGAGUUGCCACCCUAGGAGCCUUGUUACAGAAGGUGCCAAGCAACUUAAUGGAUGUGAACGUACUGAUGGCUGUACAGCUGUUGAUAGAGCAAGUCUCAGUAGAAAAGAACAUGCAGCUUUUGCAACAGAUGUAUCAAUACUUACUUUUUGACUUCAGCAUCUGGAACAGUGGGGACUUCCCCUUCAGAAUUGGGCAUAUACAAUAUCUUUCUACAAUCAUCAAAGACAGCAGAAGGCUCUUCAGAAAGAAGUAUGGAGUACAAUUUCUUCUAGACACACUCAGGGUUUAUUAUGGGAGUGGCUGUAAAGACAGUGAUUUGGCUCCUGAUGACCUGAGAACAAUACGGACAUCCCUGUAUGGACUGAUCAAAUAUUUCCUAAGCAAAGGUGGAACACAUGAAGAAAUACAGAGCAUCAUAGGAUACAUAGCUGCCACCAGUGAAGAGGAACAGCUCUGUGGAAUUCUGGAUAUUCUCUUCAGCCUACUUCAUUCCAGCCCAACCCCAGACCAGCUUUUUUUACUGCUUUUUGAACCAGGAAAUGCUGAUAUUCUUUAUGCUUUGUUACUGCAUCAAAGAUACUCUGACCGGCUUAGAGAACUUGUGUUCAAGAUUGUGGAAGAGAUGCUGAAAUGUACUAAAGUUUAUGAACGCAGUAAGCACCGUAUGAGACUCAGAGAAGUGGGAUACUCUGGACUGGGACUCCUUCUGAAUGAAUCACCAGUUCCUGUUUCUCUCAUAAAAAACCUUCUUAACCAAGUUCUGUAUGCAGAUCCUGUUGUGAAUUGUAAAGAUCUCAUAGCUGUAGUGCAUCUGGCACAUAAAUCAGAUAUAAACAUGAGAGUGGUCAUCUGUAGAAAGGUUUUGCACCUUUUACAUUCCCAAUUGGAUGCAGCACAACAGAUUUCUCAGCAGCUAGGCUGGCAGGAUACUUUGGUUAGACUGUUCCUGAAAGAAAACUCUGAGGUCCGGAUUGGCUUUAGAGAGAACAGGGCUGAUUCCUCAAGGGAGGAGGAAAGAAAGCCUCCUGCUGAAGGUCUUCAGAGACAUCAUGCUGAUAAGAUGGAGGGAGAUAAAGCUGGUAGCUUUGCAUCUGUUAAUGGUUUGUUUGAUCAGUGGAGUUUAGAAGACGACAAAUCUUUGGAUGUCCCAGCUCAUUUCUCUGCUAUGCCUCUGGAAGAUGCAUCCACAGGAGAGAUGUCUUUUAGGUCAGAGGACCAAGAAGAAUUGUGGCACAGUAAUCCUUCACAUCUGAGUUUAGAUCUGUCCAGUGUUGACUCUUAUGAACUGGCUGACGGGAAUCAGAUGACAGAUAGCCUGUCCAGCACACCGUCGCCUAUAGAGAGCACAAAACCAUUUUCUGGACAGUCUGACAAAGAUCUGGGUGUCAUAAAUGAUGUGGGCUUCAGUGCUGAUCUAUCCUUAUUUGAAAACCAAGGAGGAGGUGAUAAUGAACUGAUACAGUUACUUACAGACAUCCUACUGUGUAUAAUGUGGAAAGGCAUUGAAAGAUCUGAUGAUGAUGCUUGGAUUGAGAGAGGACAGGUAUUUUCUGCACUGACCAAACUGGGAAUAUCUAAUGAGUUGUUGCGACCAUCUGAUGAAAUAAAACUCAACCUGUUGGAGAAGAUGUUAGAAUGGUCAGUCACUGAUAACAGAGAUUCAAAAGCUCUCCCUACACACGCUGAAAAUGCCUUCCGGCUCUUACUAAUUGUACAAGAUUUCCUGCAGGCAGAGGGACUAGUUAAUUCAAACUUGUGGACAGAAAAGCUCUUGGAGGAGUUAGUGACUCUCAUGGAUAGCCUGUCAGUCUGGUACUCUGCUGGCCCAGAAGCAACCUGGCUUUCACAGGUGCAAGUCCAGUUACUCCUUGGAUUCAUUGCACAAGACAACUUACAGGUCUGUGCUAUGGCAGCAGCCAAACUAAACACCCUUCUUCAGACUAAAGUAAUAGAGAGCCAACCUGAAGCAUGCUACCUCUUGGGGAAGCUGGAGGGCAUCUUGAGUAGAUCAAUAGAAGAGAAAACAGAAACGUAUUCAUUUUUGAUUCCCCUUGUUCGGACGCUGGUAUCCAAAAUUUAUGAACUUCUCUUCAUGAAUCUGCAUCUCCCUUCUUUGCCUCCUACCAAUGGCAGCCCCUCUUUCUUUGAGGACUUUCAAGAAUACUGCCGCUCUGAUGAGUGGCAAGUUUACAUUGAUAAAUAUAUUAUUCCAAAUAUGAAGCAGUAUGAAGAGAAUUCAUUCAGACAUGGUCAUGAGCAGAUGGCACUUUAUUGGAAAGAUUGUUAUGAAGCGUUUAUGGUGAACAUGCAUAAACGAGAUCGGGAGAGAGGAGAAAGCAAGCUUAAAUUUCAGGAGCAUUUUGUGGAACCAUUCAGCAGAAAGGCUCGACAGGAAAAUCUGCGGUACAACAGUAUGCUAAAGCAACUUAAUAGUCAGCACACAGCUACUCUGAGACAGUGGAGAGCAGCCCAGCUUUACUUGCUCUCUGAACGUGGCCCUUGGUCAGAAAUGAAACAGCAUCCUAUCCACUGGAAACUUUCAAAUGUGGAAAAUUUUUCACGUAUGAGACUAAAACUAGUGCAGAAUUACAACUUCAACUCUCAUCAGGAUGCUAGUGACCUGAGAGAUAAUUUAGGUGUGCACCAGAUACAGCCCUCUAGUGAGUCUCUACUUCUGGAAGUGGUAAAGCAGGUGAAAGUGAGUGACUUGGAAGAUGAUGUACUUGAACUACCAGAGGAAGACACAACAGCCAGUUCCAGUAUGGAUGAGAAGGAUGAGCAGAGUCAGAAAGAAAAGCUAGUAUUGUCUGAAGACUGUGAACUCAUUACGAUAAUUGAUGUGAUACCUGGCAGACUGGAGAUCACUACCCAGCACAUCUAUUUCUUUGAUGGUAGCCUUGAAAAAGAGGAAGGGGUUGGUUUUGAUUUCAAAUGUCAUCUUUCUCAAAUUCGAGAGAUACAUUUGCGUCGGUACAACCUGAGGAGGUCGGCUUUGGAGAUCUUCCUUAUGGAUCAAACCAACUACUUCCUCAACUUCAAUAAGGAGGUAAGAAACAAAGUAUACAGUCGAAUAUUGUCGCUGCGCUCUCCAAAUAUUUCUGGAACCAGAUCUCCACAGGAACUCUUUAAAGCUUCAGGUUUGAUGCAGAAAUGGGUGAAUAGAGAAAUAUCCAAUUUCGACUACCUUAUUCAGCUGAACACAAUGGCAGGACGAACUUACAAUGACCUUGCUCAAUAUCCUGUGUUCCCCUGGAUUUUACGAGAUUAUACUUCAGAAGAACUGGACCUGAAUAACCCAGCAGUCUUUAGAGAUCUGUCCAAGCCCAUAGGGGUGGUAAAUGAGAAGAAUGCUAAGGCUGUAAAAGAGAAAUAUGAGAAUUUUGAGGAUCCCCUUGGGAUGAUUGACAAAUUUCACUAUGGAACACACUACUCAAAUGCUGCUGGUGUCAUGCAUUACCUCAUUCGGGUAGAACCUUUCACAACACUUCAUAUCCAACUUCAAAGUGGCAGGUUUGACUGUGCUGAUCGACAGUUCCACUCUAUUCCUGCUACCUGGCAGGCACUCAUGGAUAACCCCAAUGAUGUGAAGGAACUUAUACCAGAGUUCUUCUACUUCCCAGAAUUCCUGGAGAAUCAAAAUGGCUUUAACUUGGGUCAGCUUCAAAUAUCCAAAGAAGUGGUAAAUGAUGUUGUUCUCCCCAAAUGGGCCCACUCUUCAGAAGACUUCAUUUGUAAACAUAGGAAGGCUCUGGAAUCUGAGUAUGUUUCUGCUCAUCUUCAUGAAUGGAUAGAUUUGAUUUUUGGCUACAAGCAGAGGGGACCAGCUGCAGUGGAAGCGCUCAAUGUGUUCUAUUAUUGUACCUAUGAAGGGGCUGUGGAUUUGGAUGCUUUAACAGAUGAAAAAGAAAGGAAAGCUUUAGAAGGGAUGAUAAACAAUUUUGGGCAAACUCCCUGUCAGCUGUUAAAGGAGCCCCAUCCUCAAAGGCUGUCGGCAGAAGAGGUAGUGCAAAGACUAACUAAAAGUGAUACCUCUACUCUGAAUCUCUUCCAGCACCUCACUGAACUGAAGUCAUUCUUCGUAGAGGGAAUCAGUGAUGGUGUCCCCAUUGUCAAAGCUGUUGUCCCCAGGAAUCAGUCACGUUCCUUUAUGUCUCAGGGAAGCCCAGAGAUCUUGGUAACAGCGAGUCUGAAUUGCGUUAUUGGAACCCAUGGUUGGCUACCUUACGAUAAAAACAUCUCCAACUAUUUUACAUUCAUCAGAGAUACCACGGUGACAAAUCCCAAAACGCAGCGCAGCAUGAGUGGUCCUUUUGCACCUGGGCUGGAGAUCACCUCUAAGUUGUUUGCAGUAUCUCAUGAUGCAAAACUCCUCUUUAGUGGAGGACACUGGGACAAUAGCAUCAGAGUGACAUCUCUUACGAAAGGAAAGCUGAUUGGACAGCACAUCAGGCACAUGGAUAUUGUGACCUGCUUGGCAAUAGAUUACUGUGGAAUCCAUUUAAUUUCAGGCUCCAGAGAUACUACCUGUAUCAUAUGGCAAAUAGUUCAGCAGGGAGGAGUGCCUGUCGGCCUGGCACCUAAGCCAUUACAGAUCCUUUAUGGGCAUACUGAUGAAGUUACGAGUGUUGGCAUCAGCACUGAACUGGACAUGGCAGUGUCAGGAUCCAAGGAUGGGACAGUUAUUAUGCGCACUAUUCGGAAAGGUCAGUACAUGAGAACUUUGCGACCACCUUGUGAGAGUUCCCUCCUGCUGACUGUUCCCAAUCUGGCUGUGUCCUGGGAAGGCCAUAUAGUUGUCCACACUAGCAUAGAAGGAAAGACCACUCUUAAGGAUAAGAAUGCGUUACAUCUCUAUUCUGUCAAUGGAAAGCAUCUGAGUUCUGAGACUCUGAAGGAGGAAGUGUCAGAUAUGUGUGUGACUGGCGAGUAUAUUGUGAUGGGCAGCUUACAAGGAUUUCUUUCCAUACGGGAUCUGUACAGCCUGAAUCUGAGCAUCUCCCCGUUAGCCAUGCGACUGCCAAUUCAUUGCAUUUCUGUCACUAAAGAGUAUAGCCACAUCCUUGUUGGCUUGGAGGAUGGCAAGUUGAUUAUCGUUGGUGUUGGCAAGCCAGCAGAGGUAAAACCCACCAUCAAGAACUUUUUCUACCGAACAGUGGGAAGUUCACUUAUUUCUGCUUUCCAGCUGAGCAAGAGGUCUCCUCUAUGGCAGGAUGCGCUCAGGUCAGCUUUCCCGAAAGCUGUGGGGAUCAAGCAAACGGCUCAGCCAGAUUUCGUCAGGAGAGACUGAAUAUAACACUCAAGAUUCCAAGUGAUUGCUGCUUCUACCUUCUCUCAUGGAUGCCAGAAACAUAUUUAAUCUUUUGGUCACUUUAAAUGUAUAUCUCAGCUUUCAGGGGCUCUACUGUUAAGAGUCUGUUGAAGACGAACCUAUGGUAGAGGUUUAGUAAUAAGCAUAUGUACCCAUGCAAGUUAGCUUGCUUGCACAUUUUUCCUUAACUGUGUUGAUUUGGUCACAAAAAAAUCCCUCUCUAAACAGCUGCUAAAACAGUGUUUCAGGAAAACAAAAAACCUAAACACACAAACCAAAAACACCAGACCUCCAAACCCAAGCUUGCUAAUUGAAUUUAAGUACCAUUUGAUUUAAAGAUGAAUAGGGCCAGAUGCUCCUUGAUCACAAGAAAGAUAUUUGGCAUUGCUUUCACAGCACUGUAAUUCCCCAACAGUCUGUCUAAAAUUGUCUGUUGCAGUGGUCUGAUUCAAAACUGGGAUAGCUGACAAUUAUGACCUUUUCAGUAUGUUUUUUAGACCAAUGAACAACUUAUUGUGAUUUGUUCCUGUAAAUGCCUAUUGCUAUCUUCCUUUAUGUAGUUCCAGUUUUAGGCUGUUCUACAAGGAACAUCUGUGUUGCACUACUUGAUUAUCAGAAAUUCUUUAAAGUACAGACAUUAAUAACUUCAAAGAAGUUGAAGGUGGUGAAGGAGCAGAAGGAGGUAGGAAAUACUUGCUGCUGAAAAUUAUUUAUAUUAAGUAGACUAAGAUGCACACUAAGAAAUCCCAUAAUAUAGUUACUAUCUUGAAGAAAUAAGAGGAAAAAUCACAUAUCCCUGUUGGUCAAAGAUCUAUCCUCUUCAUUAGUAAGGCAACAAAUUUUCACUGCAAAAUCAUUUAAACAACACUGCAGGACAACUUAGUGGAAAAGCACCUGUUUGUUUCUUGGCUUGGUAUUCACCAAACCAGUUGUUGUCCAUAUUUUUAUUUCUGUAAAACAAGCAGGAAAACAGAUGAUGUAUCCAUUUUCAAGAUGUGUUUAAUAACUGGGAGAAGAAAAUACCAGAUCAUUACAUGCUCUAUACACAACAAAAUAGUUAUGGAUUUGUUGCUAUAUUUUGGAAAAGCCAUUACUGAAUGUUUUUUUGUUAAGUAAUAAUUGAUGUUAGAAGGGAUUGUGUUUUCCUGUCAUGCUGGCGUUUUUAUAAUGUUAGUGAUUUAAGUUAUAAACCCAAUACUGCUGGAAAAGCCUGGUGCUGAGUGAAAAAUAUGAUUUUUUUGACUGGUGUGCAAAGGUAUGUGUGUAUAUGUGUCUAUGUAUAUAUAUGUAUAUACAUGUAUGUAUGUCUAUUAAAAAGAGAAGAUAUUCCCCUUGCAUCUUUUGGGGUAAGGGCAGUAUAAAUAUAAGGCAGAGCUCUAAUUGAUUGCUAGCUAGUAUAUUCCCUUUUGGCUACCCAUCUCUUCCCUCUGCCAUCACUUUUUUGUGUUAUUUUUAUUUAUUUAUGGACGUGAACGUGUUGUACCUCCUAUAAAGGUUAUCAGAUAUUCCCUGUGACUGGGGACCCGUUGAACUACCUGAGAACUCCAUUAUGUAUAAUCUCAUUUCAUUAACUUUUGGCAUAAUAUUUGUUAUCUUUAUAGAAAUAAAGUUAAUUCUUGCCCCCUGGAAAAAAGAUAAUCUUUAAAAGUCCAAUUAGUUUCACGAAAACUGUUUCCUCUUCCUCCUCUUAAUGACUGAUUGUGUGCUCUGUAAAGAAAGCUGUGUUGUUUUUUCUUUUGUAAAUGAAAUAGUAAAUCAGCCUUGUGAACAAGUGGGUCUAUCCAUAGUUGCAAUAUUCAAACUAAUCACUGUGACAGACUGGAUUGUCUGAUUGUCAGGAGAAAAUCAGAAUAAUUUCCCUGAGUUGCUUGCCAAGAGAGCAUUAAUAUUUCCAAAAGCAAAGUGAAAUACUGUUUUUAAUCACUUGUAUAUCGAAUGAGAAUACUAAGGAUAUUCUGGAAGUAUUAAAUGUGUAUAUGAGAAUG